GAAAGGAGCUCCUCUUUUCGCUGUGCUUUCUCUAGUUUCCCCGCCCAUCUGUGCUGUCAGCAGCGCCAGCAAAGUUGGCCUCAAACUUGAACCGAGCUGAAGCCUCCAGAUUCCUGGGGAUCUCCACAGGAGCAGCAGCAGGCCCCAGGCUCUGAACCUGCUAGCCUUGAGAAUCCUUCUCUGAGCCUCCCAACACCCAGCUGGCCCUAAUCCCCUGCAAAAGCUUCCACCCCUGCUCCAGAGGCUUGAAAUCUGGGCUAGGAAAUGGUGUGCUGAGGACCCUCUGGAGCCCCUUGUCCUAGCCUGGACCUGGAGAACCCCAAGGCCCAAACCAACAUGGCCGACCCAGCACAGCCUCAGUUUCCCCAAGAGCAGGACCCAGGCUCCACCUCACCGCUGGACCUGCCUGAGAUGGAGAAGCUUCUUACCAAAGUGGAGAGCAAGGAUGACAAAGCCCUGAGUCUGUCCAAGUCCCUGUCAGGGGCUCUGGAUCUGGAGCAGAAUGGCCACGGUCUGCCCUUCAAGGUUAUCUCUGAGGGGCACCGCCAAGCCUCCCUCUCUGGCUCCCCUUCCCGUGCCAGCUCAAGGCGGGCAUCUUCCAUUAUCACUACUUCUUAUGCCCAGGACCAAGAAGCUCCCAAAGAUUACCUGGUACUUGCCAUUGCCUCUUGCUUCUGCCCUGUCUGGCCCCUCAACCUCAUCCCCCUCAUCUUUUCUAUCAUGUCUCGAAGUAGUGUGCAGCAGGGGGACCUGGAUGGAGCACGGAGGCUGGGCCGCCUGGCCCGUCUGCUCAGCAUCAGCUUCAUCAUCCUGGGCAUCAUCAUUAUCAUUGUGGCUGUCACUGUCAACUUCACAGUUCAGAAGUAACCAAGGAGCUGUUUCUAGCAGAGGUAGACGCCAACCAGCUGGAGAGCUUCGAACCCACAUGCCCCAUACACUACAGAGAACAGGAUGGUGACUGCCUACCUGUCCCCAAGCUCCAAAAGCACAAACUUGGAAGGAAACCCCAUAUCAUUUCAUUGUCAGCCCAUGGCAGAGAGGAAGGGAAAUCUGGAGCAAGGAAGGAAAGAAGGAAGGAAGAAGGAAGGAAGGAGGAAGGAAAGAAGGAAGGAAGAAGGAAGGAAGAAGGAAGGAAGGAAGGAAAUGAAAUUGCCCUUGAUAAUGAAUAAUGUGGUUUAAUCUCUUGCAUACAUCCCUUGCUGUUUGACCACAGUUAUCUGGCUGGUUUCUUAUCCCCAUAAUUCCUGGGACCCACAUGCAGCAUAAACUGCCAGAGCAAGAAAGCCAGCCCCACAGCCAAGAAAGAAGCAGCGUAGCCCUGUCUGUGGACCAGGACUUUUUUGAGAUCUUUUCUAUUUUUCUUGAGGGGGAGCAAAUAGACUGCUUGCAUGUUUUGUGCCACCACCUGCUCUAUCCCUACUUGAGCCCGAAGACCGCUCAGAAUGGGCCCUCGAUCCUUGCAGGCACACAGGAGCAAUAGCUGCCCUGGAAAGAGGCAAGAGUCCCCCAGAAAUUCCCCACUGCAAAGUGAAGACUGGGACAGGGUCAACAUGACAUGACACACCUCCAGCUCUUACCGAACUUCAGCCUCAGGACUUUUCAGCCUACUCCGAUUCCAGAGUGGCUUCCAGGACAACUGGGUCUGCCUCUUGCUUCCCACCUGUUCUGUAGCCUGGGGCACCAACCUGAAGUCCUAGAACUUAACCUGACCCAGGCUAGCCAGUGGGGAGGUGUGGGGUCUGACCUGUCUUCUGCUGCAGCCUCCUGGGAGGUCUGAACUCUAAUCUUUGGAACCCAUGCAGAGUGGCUCAGGGGCCCCAUAUAGGCCUGGGGAGCCAGGGCACUGGGUCGGGGGCUGUGGCUUCAGGUUCCUAACCCAGCUACAUGGGAUACUCUGUGUCUGGUUCUGUGUCCCUGCCGGACCAUACAACAAAAGCUUGCCCUAGAAGGGGUUUAGAGACCCUUCCUUGGUGACUCACAGACUUGCAUGCUGUCAGGGGUCUUUGCCACUGCUUGGAAGGGAGCAGGCUGGAGAAUUCUUGUUUCUUGAUCUGGUGUCUCAGGAUUCUAGAAGGAUGGGUUUAGCUGCAGGCUGGGUCCUUGGAGAGUGGGGCUAGGGGAUAGGAUGCAGGGGCCUAGAAGGCUCUGUAUCUUAGGACCUACUGAACACUGGGAGAAGAGCUGAGAAGGGUCCUCUGCCGCCUGCUCUUUGGCUCUGAGCAUCUCCUUUUUUUUUCUCUGGCACAGGCUGUGCCCACAGGCCUCCCCUGCUGGCCUUGCCUUCUCUGAGCCCCCUUACCCAAUGUCACAUUUCCAUCCUCUUCUCCUUCAGCUCAGAUCUGGGGAGAAGUGGUCCAGGCUUCCCCUACCCAGCAGCCAGGGGUUCUGCCCUCCGAAGCCGCAGCCACACUGGUUGGAGUUUGGAAGUCUGCUGCUCCUUUGCACUGUUAGGACCCUCAUGCUUUCUCCCCAGGGCCCUUGCCUGACUCCCCACUGUCUCAGAGACCCUGGACAGGGCGGGGCAGCACAGAGACACUGACUGUUGGGAAGUGUAGUAGUUGUAGUGGCAGCUCUGGACCUUUCAGGGUCAGAAUGGCUGCUGGAAGGGCAGAGGGGUUGAGGGGUGUUCCUUUGGGGUUGCUGUUCCUAUAUUAGGCUCCCAUUGAGGGAAUGAACUCAUAUAUAUGCUCCUAAAGUUAAGACUGGCUGAGUAUCCCUUAUGGGAUCUUUGAAGCCAAAGUAGAGAUGUCCCCAUUUACUGGGGGGAGGAAGUAUGUUAGCUUAGUUUGUCAAUGCGUGUGAUUUGGGAGGUCAGCUCACCAGAAAUGUGAUGCCUAUGGGAUCAGCCCAUCAUAGGCUCCUGGUCAUGAGUUCAGGGUCUCCCCUAGGCCUUUGGGGGCAGGGGGCAACUUCAGGAUCCUUAAGAAGAGGGGCAUUGAAAGAUUCUAUGGAUUGUUACAUGGGGGAGAAGAGGCAGAAGUGGCCUCUGUCUCUAGCCUCUACAUCCUUGGAACACAGUACACACCCAGCUAGGCCUUCCUGGCCCCUGUACACCAGGCCUGCCAUGUACACCCUCACACAUGCACACAUUUGUUCAUACUUCAAGUCCUGAAAGUUGAGUGCUCUGCCUCAGAGAAUGGCUUAGCUGGAAGGUUCUUCCACCAGGCAAGAACCACCUGGGAGCCUUUUCGUGUUGCCAGGGAUGUAGCUCAGAGGCAGCCACUGGGCAGAGGGGAACACAGGGCAGGAGGAGAGGGCCACUGGGGUGGGAAGAGUGAGGGAUGGUUCUCAUGGGCCCUAGCCACAGGGAACCUAAUACCCCCAGUCUGCAUUGAAGCAGGGAGUGGUGUGGUGGGGGAGGACAAGAGGGCCCUGCUGUCACAACUCUGUCUUGGUUCGGUUGUCAGCUGCAGGAGCACAAUGGUUCCCUAGCUGUGGGCUCUGGCUCAGCCUUUUCUUGGACUCCCUGGGGAAUAGCAAGAAUGCCCCCUCCUUACCAUACACACAAGUGACUCUGUA
Molecule: messenger RNA, 3519 nt
Organism: Nannospalax galili (Upper Galilee mountains blind mole rat)
Lineage: Eukaryota; Metazoa; Chordata; Mammalia; Rodentia; Spalacidae
Gene: Trarg1
Product: trafficking regulator of GLUT4 (SLC2A4) 1
Exons: 3
Coding region: 337-867 (176 amino acids)
Cellular component (GO): membrane
Source: RefSeq, a predicted model, not a curated record